AUGAGCGUACCACUCACGAAGCUGGCGAGGCGUGAGAGACACGCGAGAGGGUCGCGGGAGCUGCAUCUGGCCGCCACCACGAGUAGAAGCAGCAGGAGUGGUAGUAGGAGUAGCGCCGCCACCCCUACAGCCCCAACCAGCGUACCACUCACGCAGCUGCUGGGGCGUGAGGGACUCACGCAGGCGUCGCUGGGGCUGCAUCUGGCUCCGCAAGCUCGGCGACUCAACGGCUCGGCAGCUCGGCGGCUCGGGCGACUCGGGCGGCUCGGCGGCAAGGCGGCUCGACAGCAACUGCAGCUCAGCAGCUCGGUGACUCGGCGGCUCGGCGGCAGGGCGGCUCGGCAGCAACUGCAGCUCAGCAGCUCAGCGACCCGGCGGCUCGGCGGCAGGGCGGCUCGGCUGCUGGGCGGCUCGGGUGCAGGGCGGCUCGGCGGUGGGGCGGCUCGGCUACUGCAGGUGAGCGGCUCGGCUGCUGCAGUGGGAGAUGAAGGAGGAGGAGAAGCAGGGGAGGCCACACACCUGCCCCCCUCAGGUCGCCUCGACAGGCGACGGGAAAAGGGGGGGGGGGGGUGGUGGGGGCCGGUAGGUGCAGCGGCGGGGCCAGCAGGUGCAGUUGUGGGGCCGGUAGAAGGGGACGGCAGGAGCCGUCAGGAGGGGACGGCGGGGCCGUCAGGAAGGGACGGCGGGGCCGUCACGAAGGGACGGCGGGGCCGUCAGGAGGCGACCGGGCCGCGAAGGGGCGGUUGGGCCGGGAUGGGGCGGGGCCGCGACGGAGGCAGGCGGCGGGGCCGCGUAAGGGCCUGGGCGGGGCCGCGACAGAGCCGUCAGCGGGGCCGCGUGAAAGCCGGGGCGGGGCCGCGUAGAAGCCGGGGCGGGGCCGCGCGAGAGCAGGCGGCGGGGCCGCGAAGGAGCCGGGGCGGGACCGCGUGA
This is a messenger RNA of Closterium sp. NIES-65, 930 nucleotides long. The record is from the annotation of a GenBank genome assembly. Lineage: Eukaryota; Viridiplantae; Streptophyta; Zygnematophyceae; Desmidiales; Closteriaceae.